Messenger RNA from Auanema sp. JU1783, 438 nucleotides. Lineage: Eukaryota; Metazoa; Nematoda; Chromadorea; Rhabditida; Rhabditidae. The record is from the annotation of a GenBank genome assembly.
AUGGGUGGUACUGUUGGAUGUGUUGUUACGGGAACAAAGUUGUAUUCAAAUGGUAAUUUCAUCCGUGAUUUACAAUCUACUGAAUUAGAAGUUCUCACAAAAUACAAAAAGGAUAUGGCUGCGUUCAAGUCUAAGAUAGAUGAAGCAUUUGAAAAUGCUGAAAAAAUCGAAGCUAACAACUCAACCAUACCUCCCAUGCCUAUAAAGCCAAAUAUGCCAACGUUCUGUACUGGUCCUGAUACGACCAUGUACAUCUUUGGUGGUUGUACAGUACAGAACAACAAAGUUUACGUUGGAAAAAUUUUAGCGAGAGAACUUGACAACGAUGAGAAGAAGAAACUUGUGGAGUUUGCUAAGAAAGUCGCCGAAAAAUCCAAAAAAGGAGAAGUUCCUACAUCUGACCUAUACAAGGGAUUAGAGUUCUGCACGGAGUUUUAG